Molecule: messenger RNA, 1520 nt
Organism: Fukomys damarensis (Damara mole-rat)
Lineage: Eukaryota; Metazoa; Chordata; Mammalia; Rodentia; Bathyergidae
Product: zinc finger CCHC-type and RNA-binding motif-containing protein 1
Exons: 9
Coding region: 231-878 (215 amino acids)
Biological process (GO): mRNA splicing, via spliceosome
Cellular component (GO): U12-type spliceosomal complex
Molecular function (GO): RNA binding; zinc ion binding
Source: RefSeq, a predicted model, not a curated record
CGGGAUGCCCAGGCCGCUGCCGGGGGCGAGGAAAAGUCGGGGUUGAAGGCGCCGGGGCCACCUUCCCUGAAGUUCCUUCACUGCCCCUAAAUGUGAACGAGAAAUUUUAGCUUCACGCUUCUGACAAUCACAAAUGGUUCCCAACAGAACUGUUAUCAAAGAUUAGUGGCUGAAUUUAUGAGCCAUCAGGCCUUUCUUGAAGUGGGCUGGCUAGGGCAAGGUAUUCAGAAAUGAGUGGUGGCUUGGCUCCAAGUAAAAGCACAGUGUAUGUGUCCAACUUACCCUUCUCCCUGACAAACAACGAUUUAUACCGGAUAUUUUCCAAGUAUGGCAAAGUUGUAAAGGUUACUAUAAUGAAAGACAAAGAUACAAGGAAGAGUAAAGGGGUUGCAUUUAUUUUAUUUUUGGAUAAAGACUCUGCACAAAACUGUACCAGAGCCAUAAACAACAAACAGUUGUUUGGUAGAGUGAUAAAGGCAAGCAUUGCUAUUGACAAUGGGAGAGCAGCUGAAUUCAUCCGAAGGCGAAACUACUUUGAUAAAUCCAAGUGUUAUGAAUGUGGGGAAAGCGGACACUUAAGUUAUGCCUGUCCGAAAAAUAUGCUUGGAGAACGUGAGCCUCCAAAGAAGAAAGAAAAAAAGAAGAAAAAGAAAAUCGCCGAACCAGAAGAAAUGGAGGACGUAGCAGAAAGCGAAGACGAAGGGGAAGACCCCGCUCUGGACAGUCUCAGCCAAGCCAUCGCGUCCCAGCAAGCCAAGAUCGAAGAACAGAACAAAUGGAAGCCCAGUGCGGGGGGCCCCUCAACGUCAGAGGAUUCACGGCGCCCAAGGAUAAAGAAGAGCACAUACUUCAGUGAUGAGGAAGAGUUUAGUGAUUAGAGUAGUAUCAUGUAAUGUCCGGAAAAUAAAAACUAUCUGCAGUACAAAUUAUUUGCAUAUAACAGCACUUAGGACCAGAUAGUAUUUUUUACCAUAAAGUAGUGUGGAGAAAAUAAUAAAUAAUUUUUUAAAGUAUCACAUUUUACAGGUGGCACAGACUCUGACAUAAGUAAUAAUGUAUAAAUCCCAAAACAAUACAAAGUCUUGUGUCAAGUCACACUUCUUGCUACCUCUGAGCUCUCAUCCCAUACCAUCUAGUCAGGGGAUGAGUUAUCACCUGUAACUAUUGAGCAUCAAAAUAUGACUAAUCUAAAAAACAAAAAAAAAGUAUCAUGUUUUGAACUGUGUGCGGUGACACACUUUUAUAAUCUUAGUGUUCGGUGAGGCUGAGGUGUAAGGACUACAAGUUGAAGCCCAGUCUGGGAAAUUUAGCAAUUUAACCAGACCCUGUCUUACAAUAAAAAUUAAAAAGUUACACCAAUGAUGUAGCUCACUAUGAAGGCCCUGGGUUCAAUUCCCAGGGACGCCCCCACCCCAAAAUCAUUUCUACCUUGCCUUGGCAUAGUACAGACUUAAUAUCUCUAUUUUUUCUUUUUUUUUAAGAUGGGGUCUCACUUUGUAGGCUGGCCUUGAAUUCACUAU